Messenger RNA from Cottoperca gobio, 1841 nucleotides. It is a transcript of the gene tp53i3, whose product is annotated as tumor protein p53 inducible protein 3. Lineage: Eukaryota; Metazoa; Chordata; Actinopteri; Perciformes; Bovichtidae. Gene Ontology annotation, molecular function: NADPH binding; quinone reductase (NADPH) activity; quinone binding. The transcript has 7 exons. The coding region runs from base 335 to 1414 and encodes 359 amino acids. The record is from RefSeq and is a predicted model, not a curated record.
UAUUAUUAUUGUGUACUAUUAACUGACAUGUAAUGGAACCAAAGGAUUAAAAUAGAGAAUUAUUAAUAUUCUGAAAUGUUAAUUAUUGUUAUUUAUUCUCCACACUGCCCGGAUGUGAUGCAGGAUAAAUUCAGAAAACACAUUUAAAUAUAUGUUUAGUCUGUAAGCAAUAUAAAAACAUAUGUUCUUGUGCACUACCCCUUUAAUAAUAUGCACAGUGAGAACGGACCCUGCCCUCCGGGCUGGGUCUGCAGCCCUCUGGAUCAUGGCACAACUCACUUCCACUGUGGAUCCACUGUUGACGUCUCUGCUGUUGCCAUCGCCGGGACUAUAAAUGCAACACAUCCUGCACCCUGCAAGACUUUUACUUGGAACCUCCAACCAGACACUUCACAGGAUGAUGCGUGCGGUGUGUGUGGAUGAACCCGGAGGACCGGAGACUCUGCUGCUGCGCUGCGUCCCCAGACCUCGACCUAAAGGUGGAGAAGUGCUCAUUAAAGUUCACGCUACUGCGCUCAACCGGGCCGACCUACUGCAGAGGCGAGGGCUGUACCCGCCCCCCCCAGGGGAGAGUGAUGUUCUCGGGCUGGAGGUGGCGGGGACUGUGGAUGCUGUGGGCCCGGGGGUGACGGGAGGCUGGAGGCCGGCUGACCGGGUCAUGGCUCUGCUCUCUGGAGGAGGAUACGCAGAAUAUGUUUCUGUGCCGGAGGAGCUCCUCAUGGCUGUUCCUAAUAAUCUGACUCUCUGCCAGGCGGCCGCCAUCCCGGAGGCCUGGCUCACCGCCUUCCAGCUGCUGGAGCUCGUCGCCCAGGUGAAGCAGGGGGAGGUGGUGUUAACUCACGCCGGGGCCAGCGGCGUGGGGACGGCGGCCAUUCAGCUGGUCCGCCUGUUCGGUGCGGUGCCCAUCGUCACCGCAGGGAGCGCCGAGAAGCUGCAGAUGGCCGAGAGUCUGGGAGCAGCGGCCGGGUUCAACUACAGAGAGGAGAGCUUCUCACGGGGCGUUCAGGCCUUCACAGGAGGCAAGGGAGCAGACGUCAUCCUUGACUGUGUUGGGGGGUGUAACUGGGAGCAGAACGUGAGCUCUUUAUCCACCGACGGCCGGUGGGUUCUGUAUGGCACGAUGGGAGGCAGGGGAGUCGAGGGGGACAUGCUGGGACGACUGCUCGCCAAGAGAGGCCGGCUGCUCUGCAGCCUCCUGCGCUCCCGCAGCCUGCAGUACAAAGCAGACCUGGUGAAGGCUUUCUCACACAGAGUGUUACCGAGCUUCUCAGAGCAGCCUGCCGCCCUGAGGCCGGUGAUCGACAGCACAUUCAACCUGGAGGACAUCGCAGAAGCUCACCGGCACAUGGAGGCCAACAAGAACAUGGGGAAGAUUAUCAUUAAUGUGAUUCCACUGAAUCAAGAAACUCAGUGAACGUCUGCAGAAAUAUUAAGACAAAAACAUUGUUUUUAUUUAUCUUUCAUAACUUCUGUCAGACUAGUGGACAGAAAACUAACUUUGUGUGUUUGUGUAGAUUUAAACUCUCCAACAGUUACAUUACAUAAUACCUCAUUUACAUAUUUAGACAUGAACACUUGUAAUAUAAACAGUGAUUGUGUUAAUGUGAGGAAUGAAGUGGGGAAGUUUCAUGAUAUAUGUGAGUUUAAUAUUCAGCUGUAGUGUCUCCACUCAACAGAAAUGUGAUUGAUUUUAAUGGAUCUUAAGACAAAACUCUUUGUCUAACACAAAUGUUGAUCAUGAAUUUAAACAUACUGUAACAAUAGUCCAAAUAUGAUUUUUUAUAAUGCUAUUUCUUCUGUAUUGUCACGAUUUACUAUUAAAGGUUCAUGCUGAGAUUAAA